This is a messenger RNA of Ctenocephalides felis (cat flea), 1655 nucleotides long. RefSeq lists its product as uncharacterized. NCBI's taxonomy places the organism in Eukaryota, Metazoa, Arthropoda, Insecta, Siphonaptera, Pulicidae. The transcript has a single exon. The record is from RefSeq and is a predicted model, not a curated record. The coding region runs from base 86 to 793 and encodes 235 amino acids.
ACGUACUAGUGUGGAUCUGUGUGUAAGCCUAAAAAAUUUUUUAAGUGUUAGUGUGUGACAUUUCUUUGGAUUAAACGUGUUUUCUAUGACUAAAAUGGCAACAGAAGCUCAAAGGUUAAUCGGAAUAUCUUUGGCCAAGAUUGCUCAAUCUAGGGUUCAUCGUGGCGGUGUAAGCCUGCACAAGAAUUUGUUAGUGGCGACAGUAUUGCAGAAGGCUCGGUACAUCUUCAUGAAAGAGGCUUACCACAUGGUUCACGGAGGACCCUAUGGACUCGCAACUCAUAUUCAGACUCAUUUGUACGCUCCACCGGUAGAAGUUGAGGAGGAGGACGAUUCUUUAUUGACCAGUGAGGAGAAUUCUCCGUGUGACUUGGCCAGGCCGACGUACUUAGACCUUGACAAAGCGGCCGCUCAGGCUACUAAGCGGAGACGAGCGGUUACCGAAUGGGAAACCGAAGAAGCAGUAUUGUCCAUUCUUCCGAAACGGACGCGCCAGGACUCGUCUGAUGACGAUUCAGAUAAUGAUUCCGUCUUUCUGGAUGAUGAAGCAUCCUUGUUUUCCCAGAGCGUGUCUCGGGACGCAGAAGAAGACCAACAGUCAGCCCUCGACUCCUCCCAUUCACCUGCCGGAAGCGGCAUGGAAAUCGAUCGGAUUACUUCCCUAGUGUCGAUUUUUGGAUUUGGCGGGAAACUGGCCAGAUCCGUUUCAACUCCCGAUCUCUGUUCGGCCCAAGCCUUAGACCAUCCUGCAGACUCAAUAACGCAGAGGCCGUUUAUAGCGAUGACUGUUUAACUUAUUAUGUUCAAUUAUUUAUGCAUAUACUUAUAUAAAUCAAUAAUUCUAUUAAAGAGAAAUAUUUCGGUUGUGCCGUUGUGCAUUGGUGUUUGUGAGAAAAUUACACGAUCUCGGUAUAUAGUUGAAUUAAACGUUUCAUAGAUAGUUAAUUAUCUUUUCUGUUUGUGUUGAUACGUCAUUCACCGGAUAACAUUUCCAAUUUAUCCAUAAUUUUUGCUUUAGUGAUGAAUUAGCUAAUGUUUUCCUGAGUAUGCAUAAGCACCAUUGCAUAUCAUGAACACCAGUUCAGUGCGCUGACUAUACUAAAAUGUGAUAACUGCAAUUUUUUAUAAAGAGACAAUUUACGAUAUGUGGACGUUUUUAUACUUAUUUGCUGCCCAUAGUUUAUUUUAUAUAUUCUUUUAUCACUGAAGAUACUUAGUAUUAUGAUGUUUUGUAAAUAGUCAAAAAGCACAAAUAUUUUAAUAGGUGCCAUUUUGGUGUUAUUAGACUAAUUUAUUGUGAAAAUGUGUAAAUAGAAAAUUUAAUAUAUUCAAAUUUUUAGACUGAUAUGAUUAUGAGGUUUCACAUGCAAAUAAAGUACAAUGUUAUCAAAAUUUUAAUAGGAAAUAUUUGUGCUUGCCUAUACUUGUAAGUGGCAUAUUGAUAUUGUUUAUUGCUUAUCUCAAUUUUUAAUUAUUACGCAGAUGUACUUAGAGUACUUACAUGAUUAUAAUGCGCAUUAGAAAGUUUGUUUUGAUAUCAGUAUGUUUCUUACAAAAUUGCAGCUAAAUAUUGUAUUUGUAAAUAUUGUAAACAAGUUUAAACUCCGUUUUAGGAGUCUGUACAUUAUUUGUAAAUAUAAAGUACAAUUUUAUGA